Molecule: messenger RNA, 2025 nt
Organism: Polychytrium aggregatum
Lineage: Eukaryota; Fungi; Chytridiomycota; Chytridiomycetes; Polychytriales
Product: alkaline-phosphatase-like protein
Exons: 13
Coding region: 125-1795 (556 amino acids)
Biological process (GO): dephosphorylation
Cellular component (GO): fungal-type vacuole membrane
Molecular function (GO): alkaline phosphatase activity
Source: RefSeq, a predicted model, not a curated record
CCAAAAUCCAGCCUCAGCCGCAAGCUCAGCUGGCUCGGUCUUCAGCAGCCAUCUGCCCAACAACCCGCCCCAGCAGUCCGUCCAAGUCCCCCGCUGCCCGAGCCCGCAAGCGUCCUCUCCAAGCAUGCCCGACCCCGAGAGCCAGCGGCUGUUCAACCCGGCCAGAACCUCCACCGAGUCGGCCGAUGACCUCGAAGACGAAGAAUCGGUCGUCUGCUGCUCCAGCGUCCUGACCUACCGAAAGCGGGACCAGCGCACGCUGUGUGCCUACUUUGCGGGCGUCCUGGUGCUCAUCAUCUUUGCUUUCUCGAUUGCUCGUGUGCUCUAUCCCAUGACAGAGAAGCCUCUCCGGCGCAAUGUCAUCAUGAUGGUGUCCGAUGGCUUCGGACCAGCUUCCGAAACCUUUGCCCGCAACUACCACACCUACAUCAACGACCUGCCAUACGACUCCCAGCUUCCCCUCGAUACCAUUCUCGUCGGCAGCUCGCGCACCCGCAGCUCCAGCAGCUUGGUGACCGACUCGGCCGCCGGUGCCACGGCCUUUUCUUGCGGCCUGAAGAGCUACAACGGAGCCAUCGGUGUGGAUCCUUCCGGAAAGCCCUGCGGAACUGUUCUCGAGGCUGCAAAGCUCGCCGGAUACACCACCGGCUUGGUCGUGACCUCCCGCAUCACCCACGCCACCCCGGCCUCGUUUGCCUCUCACGCCAUCCACCGCGAUCAGGAGAACGAAAUCGCCCUGCAGGAGAUUGGCAACUACACCCUCGGUCGCAUGACCGACCUGAUGUUUGGCGGAGGGCAGUGCCAUUUCUUGCCCAACACCGACGCCAACAGCUGCCGCCAGGACAGCAUCGACGUUUUUGAACGAGCAAAGGACUUUGGCUGGCACGUUGGAACGACCCGCCAGGACUUUGACAACCUCAACGCCUCAAAUGCCAAGUUGCCCCUGAUGCUGCUGUUCACCCGCGACCACAUGUCCUACGAAAUUGAUCGCGAUCCCGCCAAGGAACCCUCGAUCAAAGAGUCCGUUCUCAAAGCCCUCAGCAUCCUGACCUCAUCCACUGAGAACUCGGACAAGGGAUUCUUCCUGUUGAUCGAGGGAAGCAGGAUCGACAUGGCUGCUCACAGCAACGACGCUGCCACCCAUGUCCACGAAAUUUUGGCUUACAACGAAAUGGUCCAGGAGGUCAUUGGCUACGUCAACGCUCACCCCGGCACCGUGAUGAUAUCGGUUUCGGACCACGAGACCGGUGGCUUCUCCGUCGCGAAGCAGGUCGACAGUGCCAGCUACCCCGAGUAUCUGUGGAAGCCCGAGGCUCUUGUCAACGUCACCCGCUCCAGCGAGAAGAUCAGCGCCGACCUGGCUGCCUACAACGGCCAAAACCGCACCGAGUUUGUCAAGACGGUCGUGCUUGAGCAAUGGCUGGGUGUCCAUGAUUACACGGAGCAGGAGGUCCAGAAGCUCGCCCAGCCCGGGCUCCUGCCCUCGCAAAUCGAAAACAUCCUCAGCCCCAUCAUCAGCGACCGCGCUCAGUUGGGCUGGGCCACUCACGGCCACUCGGCCGUUGAUGUCAACUUGUACGCCCACGGUGCCAACUCGGAUGCCCUCCGCGGCAACCACGAGAAUAUUGAAAUCGGCCACUUUAUCACCAACUUCCUUUCACUGGAUCUGGCGAGUGUGACCAAGACCCUUUCGAGCAUGGUACUCCCUCCCUUCAACCGCACCAACAUGGCCACCACCGCUGUGCCCUUUGAGCCUAUCCACCACCAUCAUCAGUCGCUCAUCAAGCAGCACUGAGUCACCCCUGUCAUAUCGCGUGACAUGUCGCUCGGUAGGCCGUGGCUUGACCACGGCAUUGCUGAUCCGCUUCGCACCAUCAAAAACCGAUAUCUGUGAGCUUGCCGCCCUUUGCUGCGGCAUCUUUUGCGCAAUCGCCCGUUUUCCAGGUGACCACCGAGAGUCGCGGCCUGUGGUUGGUUCGUUCGAUGGCAGAGUUGAUUCAAUAUCAGUGAUCUGCAUGGAACCAA